GAGUUAAAGUGAUAGGAUUGCUAUUCCUAGAGAGAAGCGGAAACGUCACUUCCUCUUGAUGCUGCUCCAUCCCCCCCCCCCAAGAGGAAGCAUUUCAGAAGUCAGAGGCUUCAAAGGGGCUUUUCGAUAGAAGAAAGAUAUCACUGGUCACAGUCAUCCUAGUGUGAAUCAGAAACAGAUACGUUAUGGAAGCUGUUCAGGUCCCUGUGUCCUUUGAGGAGGUGGCUGUGUAUUUCAGGGAAGAGGAAUGGGCUCUGCUGACUCUGCGUCAGAAAGCGUUGUACAGGGAAGUUAUGCUGGCGAAUUAUGAAACAGUGGCAUCUCUGGAAUGUUCUGUGUUGCCUCAGCCUGGCCUCAUUUCCUGGUUGAAAGAAGGAAACAAGAAUUUUUUCCAGAAAAAGUAUGCUGCAGAAAACACAGCAAACAACAGGAAAGAACAUCAGAUACAGAGAGAAAGGGAUAAAUCUCCAGGCAUGCAAGGGAAUAUGAGGACUCAGGACAAAAUGAAGAAACAGAAACGAUGCCAACAAAUUAAGAACAAGAAUAAGUCCAGACUUUCUCUGGAUGCAGACUCCUCUGAAAAUCGAAUCCAGGAAAAAAUGCAAAAAGGAGACAAAAGGAAGGAGUGCCCCGUAUGUGGGAAACGGUUUGCUCACAAAUCAAUCCUUGAGAAUCAUUUGAAAACCCACACUGGGGAGAAACCCUUUAAAUGCCUGGAGUGUGGGAAGAGCUUCACUCAGAGUGGAAAGCUUACCAGGCACCAGGUGAUACACACUGGGGAAAAACCAUUUAAAUGCCUGCGUUGCGGAAAGAGCUUCCUGCGAAGGGACACGCUCCAUUCGCAUCAAAGGACACACAGUGGGGAGAAACCCUUUACAUGCCUGGAGUGUGGAAAGAGCUUCACUGAGAAUGGGAAGCUUACCGUACACCGGAGGACUCACACGGGGGAAAGACCCUAUCAAUGCCUGCAGUGCAGAAAGAGCUUCAUCGAUAGCGGGACGCUUACCAAACAUCAAAGGAUUCACACGGGGGAGAAACCUUUUACAUGCCUGGAGUGUGGAAAGACCUUCAGCCAAAGGGAAGGCUUUACCACCCAUCAGACUAUCCACACUGGGGAAAAACCAUUUAAAUGCUUGGACUGCGGGAAGAGCUUCCGUUUGAAUGGGAGCCUUACUUCUCAUCAAAGAAUUCACACCGGAGAGAGGCCCUUUAAAUGCCUGCAGUGCGGAAAGAGCUUUACUCAAAGUGGGACUCUUACUAUCCAUCAAAGAAUCCACACCGGAGAUACCCCUUUUGAGUGCCUGGAGUGUGGACAGACCUUCAAGCACAGAGAGAAGCUGGUUUCGCACCAGAACGUUCAUGUGAAUGCUGCGGAGAAACCAUUUAACACAACAAUGGAUGGGACAAAACCUUUUAAAUGCCUAGAGUGUGAAAAGAGCUUCCAGCAAUGGAAUCAGUUCUACUCCCAUCAGAGGAUUCACACUGGGGAGAAGCCGUUCGUGUGUCAGGAGUGUGGAAAGGGUUUCCGGAAGAAUGAAUUCCUGACCGUACACCAAAAAAUCCACACAGGGGAGAAACCUUUUAAAUGUCACGAGUGUGGGAAAGAUUUCCGACAGAAAUCGCACUACAACUCCCACCAAAGGACUCACACUGGGGAAAAACCAUUUACUUGUCCGGAGUGUGGGAAGAGCUUCCUGGAGGAGAAAUCCUUGGUUUCGCACCAACGCAGUCAUAAGACAGAGAAACCAUUUAAAUGCCUGGAGUGCGGGAAGAGCUUCAGUGGAAUUGGAGCGCUGAGCAAACAUCACGGAAUUCAUACGGGCGAGAAACCCUUUAAAUGUCCAGAUUGCGGGAGAAGCUUCAGGUGGAGAAAUAAGUUUCUUUCACAUCAGAGAGUUCACACGGGAGAGAAGCCAUUCAAGUGUCCACAGUGUGGAAAGAACUUCCGGAGGAAGGAUAAACUUAACAUACACCAGAGAAUUCACACUGGAGAGAAGCCGUUCAAAUGCCUAGAGUGCGGAAAGGGCUUCCGGCAGAGCGGAACACUCAUCUCCCAUCAAAAAAUUCACGUAGCAUAGAAAAUAAUUUAUCGCAUUUUGGGAAUAUCAUAAAGUGACACAAUUUACUGGAACAGAUUAUAGUACUCCGUUAGAUUGAAGACAGUAGGAAAAGACAAAGACUUAUUACAGGUGGAUUGAUUAUAUCAAGGAAGUCAUGGCCCCGAAUUUAACAGAGCUGAAUAGGAAAUCUCUUUGAGAUUCCUUCUUCCAAAGGUUGCCGUACAUCAAAACCAAUUUACCUUAUAUCCUCAAGUAUAAGUCCAGAUUUUUAGUCAAAAAAUCAAUCCCAGAAAAUUGUAUUGUCUUAUCCAUGGGUCAGUGUGACUCCAAUACCUUAACCUCUACCAAAAAAGUAACCGUUAAUAAUACACUUAAUAAUGAUACACUUUAUUUAUAUUCUGCCCUUCUCUCCUAGGGGGCUCAGGCAGAUUACAGCAUUUAUAUACAUAGGAAAACAUUCAUUGCCCUUACAAUCAUAUACACACAAACACAUACACAGGCAAAUGCUUCUUUCAUUUCAGGCUUUAGAGGCAGUGCUCAUUUCUGGCUCUGGGAGGUCCUCUUUCUCCAUUUUUAAGACAAAGAGCCAGCGAUGUCACCUGGUCAUGUGGCCGGCUAGAUUGCUUGAAGCAUCUUUUGCCUUUUCCCGCAGAAGUGGUACCUAUUUAUCUACUAACAUUUGCAUGUUUUUGAAUUGCUACGUUGGCAAGGAGCUAGGGCUGACAGACGGGAGCUCGUCCCCAUCUCGCAGAUUGGAACGGCUAACUUUCAGGUCAGCAGAUUCAGCCACACAAGGGUUUAACCCAUUGCACCACUACAGGCUCUCCCUUUCUCUUCUCUGAGAAAAGUGACAAAAGGCAAGAGCAUAGUCCAUCCCAGAAGAACCUAAAAGAAGCAUGAACUCCCCUACUCUCUUCAAAAGGGUGCCACUUUUGGCUUAUUUGAAUGUCUAGAGGGGAGAAUGGUGGGGAU
Messenger RNA from Anolis carolinensis (green anole), 3032 nucleotides. Its product is annotated as gastrula zinc finger protein XlCGF26.1. Gene Ontology annotation, cellular component: nucleus. Bases 186 to 2078 code for a protein of 630 amino acids. Gene Ontology annotation, biological process: regulation of transcription by RNA polymerase II. Gene Ontology annotation, molecular function: RNA polymerase II transcription regulatory region sequence-specific DNA binding; DNA-binding transcription factor activity, RNA polymerase II-specific. Lineage: Eukaryota; Metazoa; Chordata; Lepidosauria; Squamata; Anolidae. The record is from RefSeq and is a predicted model, not a curated record. The transcript is spliced from 5 exons.